GAGCGCGCCUCUCUCGCGCGCGUCCUUUCUGGCAACUUCUGAUGGCUUUUAACACUUUUUUUGGACACGGAGGACGUCUAAACGUGUAAAAGUGCUCCACUUUUUGGCUGGUUCGGCUCGGCGACGCAGGCACCUCUAAAGUGGAAUAUGACUAAAUCGAACGUCUAUCACGAGGAAGACUUUGACAUCGUUCAUCGAUGGUUGCGGGCUAUCUGAAGGAGAUCUUCUGGUUCAAGGAAAUUCCAGAGCUACCUUUUGGAUAUAGAGAACGCUGGUCCGUUUCACUCACUUGGCUUUAAUGAUGUGAUGAACAGAGAAACCCACCGCAUAAUUUGCUUGACUAUGUUCAAACAGCACCACAACCCUCAGGCUAAUACAUAACGCCAGAGGACAAGAUGCGAGCUGAAGAAGAACCUUCUGAGGUUCCCGACACCCUAAUUUCCACUGAUGACAAAGCCCAAACUGGAAGAGAUGUUUUUGAACUUUAUACUGUUGGUGACGCUGCCAGCACAGAAAACAAAAAUUACACCAUAUUUGAUCUUACUGAUGGACUGGCAGGCAGCCAAUCAGAACCUCUUGAAAGUCAGGUGUCUGUAGAGAUGGAUGGGGCCAAAACAGUUCACCUGUUCGAGCCUCUUGUGGUGGACUCUUUAUUGAGAGGACCACCCGUGCCCCCGCGGCACACCAUUGACGAUGUCCAGGUCAGCUUGUCUUCCGAGAGGCUACAAGCCAGUGAGUAUAGCGACUCGGACUACAGCAGCUUUCAGUCUAGCCCAGGCUACACUAGCACGAGUUUCAGUGGUGAAGUCUUAAGUGAACUGAGCAGAAACUCUUCUGAAAAGACAAACUCGGUCCCUCCCACCCCCACGUCCAAAAAAUCCGGCAAAAGAACAAAAAACAGGCUCACUGCUGGCCGAGGCGAUUCCAAAUCUAAGAAAAAAUCAAAGCCUGCACCAAAAAAGGACCCCGUCGAUAACAGGGGCAACACAGGCGAUGAAGAGGAGCGUCAACGCAAGCAGCCCUGUAACAAGGUCACCGAAAGCCCGUGUCGCUGCUGCAGGUCCAUGCACAGGGGCUGUCUGCGGUGUGUGGAGGAGACGCCAGCCAUGUUGUCUGGACUGGUGCUGUCUUUGGCCUUCUGUGUGGCCAUCAUCGUCCUUAUUCCCACCACGGGAAGGGACCUUGACGUCCACAUCGGAGCUCUGGCGGUGGUCUGCGUGGUUGUCUGUCUGAGCGCCAUCCUGCUUGUGUGUCUGCCAUGGCUGGCCAAUGUACGGCGCUGCGCUGGCGCUUUGGCCCUUUUUGUGUGGGGGACGCUGUACGUCACCGCCAUUGUUUUCAUCUUCACCGGCGGGCCUGUGACAACAUGGGAGCAGGUCGCCUUCUUCCUCUUCCUGUCUCUGAGCGUGUACACAGUGCUGCCUCUAUCGCUGGCCUGGGCCAUCAUGGUGGGAAUUUGGACCAGUGUGACACACAUUAUCAUCAUCAGUGUUUAUGUCCCUGUCGUGAGCCCAGAGACACCAGAACUGGUUGUGCAGCUGGUGGCAAAUGUGGUGCUGUUCUUGUGUGUGAAUUGCAUUGGGGUCUUCCACCUGUGGACCACUGAGAAUGAUCUGAGGAUAUCCAAUCUGAAGAGAGAGGAGUUUAGUGCCAUCCGCUCUAAGAAGGAAAUUAGGAAAUACCAGCAGGAGGGGCUCCUGUUGUCUGUGUUGCCACGUUACAUCGCCAUAGAGCUGAAAACAGAGCUGAUAAACAGGCUAACGAAGCCCAGGAGCGAUGACGAAAAAAAUAAACACAACUUCCACAGCCUGUACAUACGGCAGCACAAGGACGUCAGUAUUCUGUACGCCGACAUUGUAGGCUUCACAAAGCUGGCCAGCACCUGCACACCAGAGGAGCUGGUUGCAGUGCUCAACAAGCUCUUCGGCAGGUUUGACGACAUUGCCAAGAAGAAUGGAUGUCUUCGCAUCAAAAUUUUGGGCGACUGCUACUAUUGUGUGUCAGGUCUUCCGGACCCAAUUUCUGCACAUGCCAGCAACUGUGUACAGAUGGGCUUGGACAUGUGCACUGCUAUCAGUAAACUGCGAGAGGCAACGGAAGUGGAGAUCAGCAUGCGUGUUGGCGUUCACUCUGGCAACGUGCUCUCCGGCGUGAUCGGCUUGCAGAAAUGGCAGUACGAUGUAUGGUCACAUGAUGUCACGUUAGCCAAUCACAUGGAGUCUGGAGGUGUUCCUGGGCGAGUUCAUAUCACAGAGGAGACCCUAAGACACUUGAAUGGAGCGUACCAAGUGGAAGAUGGCAACGGGGGUAGUCGCGAUCCUCUGCUUAGAGGACGGAAAACCUACUUGGUGAUUGACCCCAAAGAGUCCAGCCUGAUUAAAAGACCUAUAACAGCAAACCCUCAUGCAGCUGUCGAAAACAGGCAGCGGGCUUCUCUGCGCAUGUCUCAGUACCUUCAGUCGUGGCGGACCAUCCACCCUUUUGCCGAGCUCAGCAACAAUCAUGCCAAGAAGAUCAAACCUGUUUCUGUGCCCCCUGUGAGCCAGUCGCCUGCUGAAAGACCACUUUCUCAAAACAACCCCUCCUGCUUGUUUGUAGAUAACUGUAUUAGAGGAUCACUGGACACUCUGGACAUGGCAGGGAGGAGAGCCAAGAGGCUUAACUGUCUGACUUUGCUGUUCAAUGAUGCACGCCUGGAGAAGCAGUUUCGCUUCUCAGAGGUCAAGGGCUUACACCACUCCAUGAGCUGCCUUGCUUUGGUUUUUGUCACACUCUUCACUGUCCAAAUGCUCGUGUCUGACAAGAACUUUGAAUUGGCUGUGUCCUACAGCGCCACUUUUCCUGCACUGGUAAUUCUGCUGUCCAUUGCGUUCUGUGGUUACCUACAGAAAUUGCGUUCCAAGAUAACUCCCCGUGUCCAAUGGAUGUCAGGAGUAUCUCAAGGUGUCUCAACCAGAGUGGUAUUGCGUUUGUUUAUUGUCUGCUUAGCUGUGCUCAUCACACUGCUGAUGGCCAUCCUCAACUUUGUCUUUGUCCCAGGAAAUAACUGCACUGACAUUACUGACAGGACCCAGCUGGAAGGUCUCAAACUCUACACCGUACCUUAUUACCUGUACUGCUGCCUGCUGGCUAUGGUGGGAGUCAUUGUCUUCAUCAGGAUAAGUUUGUCGGUGAAGGCUCUGCUGCUCACACUAGCCGUGGUUGUUUACCUGGCACUCUUCCUCCACGUGUAUGCAUUUAGGUCUGAUUGCCUCGUCAGCCUACUCUACAACACCACCAGGCCUGGUGUUCUGAAGGACCCUCUCAUCAUGUCUGGUGUUUGGCUGGUCAUCUUUUAUAUUGUCUGCCUCAUACUGGCCAGACAGGACGAGCUGGGUUGCCGUGUAGACUUCCUGCUGGAACACUGUUUCAAGCUGGAGCAUGAGGAGAUGGAGACGGUGGAGAACAUCAACAAGCUUCUCCUCCAGAACGUCCUGCCACUACAUGUGGCCUCCUUUUUCCUGGGCAAGACUGUCGGCAACCUGGACCUGUACAGCCAGUCCUAUGACUGUGUGUGCAUCAUGUUCGCCUCUGUACCUCAGUUUAAGGAGUUCUACAGUGAGAGCAGCGCCAACAGGGACGGCCUAGAGUGUUUGCGCUUCCUCAACGAGAUCAUCGCCGACUUUGAUGAGCUUUUAUCCAAGCCCAAAUUCUCUUCAGUGGAAAAGAUUAAGACAAUCGGCAGUACAUACAUGGCAGCUGCAGGGCUGACGCAAUCUUUGGAUGACAGGAAGAAAUGUGACAUGAUCUACAGUCAUGUCCGCUCCAUGGUGGAGUUUGCUAUCGCUCUAAUGAACAAACUGGAGCUCAUCAAUACGCACUCCUUCAACAGCUUCAAACUCCGCAUUGGAAUAAACCAUGGCCCGGUCAUUGCUGGAGUCAUUGGCGCUCAUAAACCGCAAUAUGACAUCUGGGGGAACUCCGUCAACGUGGCAAGCAGGAUGGACAGCACAGGAGUGUUGGACAAGAUACAAGUGACUGAGGAGACGGCCCAGGUGGUCCAGAGCGUGGGUUACGGCAUCACACUCCGAGGGGUGAUUAACGUCAAGGGCAAAGGGGAGCUGACAACAUACUUUGUCAAUACAGAGCAAUCAUCUCCACAGUUCUAAACUCCUCUUUUGAAGGACAAUUACGACGGGUCUGACACAUUGUGUGCGCUGACAUGGCUGUGGCCCUGGCCCUGUUGCUGAUGCUGCUGACUGCCUGGUCAUGUAUGAGCGCUCUAUAUUCACACACGCACUAAUUGCAACAGGAUGCCUUAGUCUUUGGGAUAGGACGCUAAAUAGAAUCCCAAUUGGUUGAAUGACCGUUUUGGUUUUAAAUGAUGAUGCAACUGUGUCUGAAAACUUACCAUCAAUUUGUUUUUUCCAAAUGAUGAUUUGCUGAAUGCAAUGAAGGACAUUCUGUUUAUCUGCACUAAGCGUUUUUGUUGACAAUCUCCAUCUAUGCAACUUGCACUUUCUAGUCACAUUUGUGUACACAAAUAAUGCUGAGAUGAUUGAAUUAUGAUUACAUUAUAAUUCAAUAAUGAUGCCAUUUUAAAGAGCUCAUUUGAUGAUAUAUUUAUAUAUACUGUGUUUCAAAUACAUUAGAAUUGUGUGAAUGUCAUUCAAACUGGUUAUUACAUAUGUGGAAAUGUUUUAUUUUAUUUUAUUUAUGAAUAAUACAAAUUAAUGUAAAAUUAAUAGUGUGCUUUCAUGCACAUAUAUAUAUAUAUAUAUAUUCACAUUCACGAGUCAUACCAAAGACUAUACGAGUCAUACCAAAGACUAUAAAAAUGGGACCCAUUACCUCCCUGCUUGGCACUCAGCAUCAAGGGUUGGAAUUGGGGGUUAAAUCACCAAAAAUGAUUCCCGGGCGCGGCACCGCUGCUGCCCACUGCUCCCUUCACCUCCCAGGGAGUGAACAAGGGGAUGGGUCAAAUGCAGAGGACAAAUUUCACCACACCUAGUGUGUGUGUGACAAUCAUUGGUACUUUAACUUUAACAUGAAGGCAUUUUUGUAUGAGUAAAUAGAAAUAUUUGAAAAAUAAAUAAUUCAUUAAAACUCUGAAAUAUCCCUGCAUGAAUCAAUUACAAAGUCAAUAAUGUGAAUUCAUUAAAAUGCCAAUCAAAUUAAAUGUGUACUAGUGUCCAAACUUUUUAUAAAGAUAACUAGACGAAUUGUAUAUUUGUCAUUUUGUUUACCUCAUAACUUUAAAAAAGGAGGGUGUGUUCCAACUAUUGCGGGAUCACAUUCCUCAGCCUUUCCGGUAAGGUCUAUUUAGGUGUACUGAAGAGGAGACUACACCGGAUAAUUGAACCUCAGAUUCUUGAGUAGCAGUGUGGUUUUUCGUCUUGGUCGGGGAACUGUGGGCCAACUAUGUACUCUCGGCAGGAUCCUUUAGAGUAAAUGGGAGUUCGCCCAACCAGUCGACAUGUGCUUUGUCCUGUGGGGAGUACUCAGAGAGUAUGGGGUAUCUGAUUGUGGCGGUUUGCUCCCUGUAUGAUCAAUGUCAGAGCUUGGUCUGCAUUGCAGGCAGUAAGUCGGACCCGUUUAUAGGGCGCUUCCGACCGGUAGGAGACCACGGGGAAGACCCAGGACAGGGUGGAGAGACUAUAUGUCUCCAAGCUGGCCUGAAAACGCUUUGGGAUCUCCCGGAGAGAGCUGCAAGAAGUAGCUGUGGACAGGGAAGUCUGGGCUUCUCUUGCUUAGGCUGCUGCCCCCGCGACCCGACUUUGGAUAAGCGGAAGAAGAUAGAUGGAUGGAUGGCUGUAUUAAAAAAAAAUGCAAAGCAAAUAUAUACUCAACAAUUCCAUAUUAGAGAAAACAGCUGAACUGUGUAUACAGGUGACGUAAAAUAGUUUGCGGUUGUUUUGACGUAAAAUCAAGAGGUGUGUUUUAAUGUUACGUUCUAAAAAUUGCCUUUUGCGCCACCAAUUUAGUGGCGUCCAAUUUAAGGAUCUAUGUCAUAAACUGUAUUUUUUUUUUUUAAACCUUUAUUUAUAGUAUUCAACAUUUACAAUAUUAACAUACAAGCAAAAAAAUAAUAAUAAUCAAAACAUGUACAGAAACAGUACAAAACAGCGCCACAACUGAAUAAAGCAACUAAAGAAAAAUGCAAAUUAUAUAUAUGUGUAAAGCCAUAAGCUCACACAAGUUCCGUAAAUAAUCCAAAUUUGGAGCACAGCAUCUUAGUUUUCACAGCUUUUUGGUUGUUAGAGGUAUAAACUGUGUUACAGUUAUUUUCAGUUCGGCUUUGGCUCAUCAGAAGAUAGAUAGAUAGAUGGCGCCGCUGUAGUGGCUGCUGUUGGCAGGAGCUCUGUGCUCUUGUGUCAUCCUUUUGUGUUUCCCUCUUGUUUUCAUGUGUUGUAUAUAUAUUUUUUUGCCUUUUGGUUCGGGACCCUUUGGGACUGUGUGACAAGGGGUGGCACUUUCGUCACUUCUGCGGUGCUUUUUUGUGAACUUCUGGAUCGCGCGGAGACCAGCUGCUGGGUCUCCGCCACACCACAGUCCGUUUGGAGAGACUGGAGGAGAUGUGGAUGAAGAGACAGGACGCUUCACAGUGUCUUGGCUGAAUGAGCAGGCAUCGGACACCUCGGUCUCCUUAGACGCAUCCUCGCUCAUCCAUGCGGACUGGACACUGGCCGAGUUGGUGGGCGGCCGAGAGUGGAGUCGGCUCUCUUGGUUGCUUUGUUGGGUCUGCUCCUGUCUCUGGCCAUGCUCCCUCCACCCCAGCAGAUGAUGGCGUGGAACACCGCUACUUUUUAUUCAUAGCUGUAUGUAGAAGUGGCUGGUUGCAUCAGCUCUGCUCUUUUUAAUGUCUUUAAUGUCCUUUGUGUUCUGUGAUGUUUCCCUCUAACACACAUGUAAGAGGGAUAUGUGCUAUGGCUAUGAGUUGUUUUUUUCUCUUGGCCUCAGUCUGGACCCCCUCUCCAGGGGCCCAGGCUUAGACCAAAUUUUUUUUUCUCCCCCCCAUUGUUUACCUGUAUCUCACCUUUUUUGUAAGGGGCGCCGGAAGUUGGCAGACCCGUCAGCGAUCCUGUUCUGUCUCCCUGUAAUGUUUGUCUGCUCUUGAAUGGGAUUGUGCUGAAAA
Messenger RNA from Nerophis lumbriciformis (worm pipefish), 7114 nucleotides. RefSeq names its product adenylate cyclase type 2-like. Gene Ontology annotation, molecular function: adenylate cyclase activity. Gene Ontology annotation, biological process: intracellular signal transduction; adenylate cyclase-activating G protein-coupled receptor signaling pathway; adenylate cyclase-inhibiting G protein-coupled receptor signaling pathway. Gene Ontology annotation, cellular component: plasma membrane. Lineage: Eukaryota; Metazoa; Chordata; Actinopteri; Syngnathiformes; Syngnathidae. The record is from RefSeq and is a predicted model, not a curated record.